This is a messenger RNA of Trematomus bernacchii (emerald rockcod), 1555 nucleotides long. Its product is annotated as tubulin beta chain-like. The transcript has 8 exons. Gene Ontology annotation, cellular component: cytoplasm; microtubule. Gene Ontology annotation, molecular function: structural constituent of cytoskeleton; GTPase activity; GTP binding. Lineage: Eukaryota; Metazoa; Chordata; Actinopteri; Perciformes; Nototheniidae. The record is from RefSeq and is a predicted model, not a curated record. Gene Ontology annotation, biological process: mitotic cell cycle; microtubule cytoskeleton organization. Bases 4 to 1425 code for a protein of 473 amino acids.
AAGAUGAGGGAGAUCGUCCACCUUCAGGCCGGGCAGUGCGGGAACCAGAUCGGGACCAAGUUUUGGGAGGUGAUAAGUGAUGAACACGGUAUUGAUCCGUCAGGAUGUUUUGUUGGAGAUUCGUCUCUUCAACUCGACCGAAUCAACGUUUACUACAACGAGGCUUCCUCACAUAAAUACGUCCCCCGCGCUGUGCUGGUGGAUCUGGAACCAGGAACCAUGGACAGCGUUCGCUCCGGAGCCUUCGGACAACUCUUCAGACCGGACAACUUCAUCUUCGGUCAUACGGGGGCGGGGAAUAAUUGGGCCAAAGGUCACUACACGGAGGGGGCGGAGCUAGUGGACUCAGUGCUGGACAUCGUGAGGAAAGAGAGCGAGAGCUGUGAUUGUUUACAGGGCUUCCAGCUAACCCAUUCCCUGGGGGGGGGCACGGGGUCGGGGAUGGGAACGCUGCUGAUCAGUAAAAUCAGGGAGGAGUAUCCGGACCGGAUCAUGAACACCUUCAGCGUCAUGCCCUCACCCAAGGUGUCUGACACGGUGGUGGAGCCCUACAACGCCACGCUCUCUGUGCACCAGCUGGUGGAAAACACGGACGAGACGUACUGCAUCGACAACGAGGCGCUGUACGACAUCUGCUUCCGGACGCUAAAGCUAACGACGCCGACUUACGGAGAUUUGAACCACUUAGUUUCCGCGACGAUGAGCGGAGUGACGACUUCGUUAAGAUUUCCCGGCCAAUUGAACGCCGACCUACGAAAACUAGCCGUGAACAUGGUGCCGUUUCCCAGAAUGCACUUCUUCAUGCCGGGUUUCGCGCCGCUAACGUCUCGCGGGAGCCAGCAGUACCGAGCGCUAACGGUCCCUGAACUCACCGCGCAGAUGUUUGAUGCCAGAAACAUGAUGGCGGCGUGCGAUCCGAGGCACGGGAGAUAUCUGACGGUGGCGGCCAUCUUUAGAGGGAAGAUGUCCAUGAAGGAGGUCGACGAGCAGAUGCUGAACAUCCAGAACAAAAACAGCAGCCUCUUCGUGGAGUGGAUCCCCAACAACGUCAAGGUGGCCGUGUGCGACAUCGCGCCUCGAGGACUCAAAAUGGCGUCCACGUUCAUCGGGAACAGCACAGCGAUCCAGGAGCUCUUCAAGAGGAUUUCUGAGCAGUUUUCGGCGAUGUUUCGCAGGAAAGCGUUCCUUCACUGGUUCACCGGGGAGGGGAUGGACGAGAUGGAGUUCACGGAGGCCGAGAGCAACAUGAACGACCUGGUGGCCGAAUACCAACAAUAUCAAGAGGCCAACAUCAGCGAGGAGGAGCACGACUUCCACAGCGAGGAGGAGGAGGAGGAGAACCACGAGGAAGACAGCUGGCACGCAGAGCGGGAGUUUGACGAGCCAAUCAGAGAGCAGGAGGACGGUUUUAGUCCAAUCAACUGACGGCAGAGGCGGACAUGUCAACAACUAAAUGUUUUUCUGGUUUCAUGAAGAGUUUUUGAUGAUUUUGAAUGAAAAGUAGGAUUAUUAGGUAGGUUAUUUCCACUUUCCACUUCGAACGCUUUAUCUCUCG